This is a messenger RNA of Brachypodium distachyon (stiff brome), 2359 nucleotides long. RefSeq names its product bZIP transcription factor 11-like. The coding region runs from base 1743 to 2123 and encodes 126 amino acids. Gene Ontology annotation, biological process: positive regulation of DNA-templated transcription. Gene Ontology annotation, cellular component: nucleus. Lineage: Eukaryota; Viridiplantae; Streptophyta; Magnoliopsida; Poales; Poaceae. Gene Ontology annotation, molecular function: transcription cis-regulatory region binding; DNA-binding transcription factor activity. The record is from RefSeq and is a predicted model, not a curated record. The transcript has a single exon.
CGCCCGGCACUGGACAUGAAACUGCUCUUCCAGGCAGCCAAUUUACUUCCCAUCUUGUCGAGCAGCGGUUGCAGAUCGAUCUUGCGCGGCUUGCGAGUAGAUAGUGGCAUGCCCAGAUAGCGGCAGGGAAGGGCCGCCUGCUGAACACUCAGCGGUUGAAGGAUAUCCGCAACAUCAAUGCCUUCACACCGGAUAGGAUACGCCGCACACUUGGAGAAGUUUAUCACCAAUCCCGACACCUCCCCAAAUAUCUUGAGGAUGUCGCGGACCACCAACAUUUCCUCCUUGACAGGCUUCAAAAAUACAGCCGCAUCGUCCGCAUAGAGGGAAGUGCGAAUGAAGGUGCUGCGCCCUGGGAGCCUCGAGAGAGCACCAGCCUCAGUAGCAAGGGAGAAGAGCCGCUGAAGGGGUUCCGUCGCCAAAAUGAAGAGGUGGGAGACCAGCGGACCUGGGCAGCCAUUCAGGAGGACACGAGAGGAGGAAGUGGAGAGAGUUUUGUUCCAUACGGCACGGUAUGAUUUCUGGUAUUCUACUACCGGAUGAAUUACUGUUUUUUUAGGGGUAAAACACUGGAUGAAUUACUGGUGAAUUUCACGUCUGUGUCGCCGUCACUCCUCGGGCCUCACGCAGCUGGGUAGCCUGACUUGAGAGUUGAGACCCAGGGGCCAGGGCAGGCGCAGUGCAACUUCGCAGCAACCAACGGCCCAAUGCACGUCCUGCCCCUGGCUGGCCGCCGUGUGUGUGUUCCUUCUUCCCCUCCUGGAAUCCGCAGCAGACACCUAACCUGAGAUUCCAACGACCUUUUGGCUCCUCCUCCACUCGCUGCUUUUCCCGUCUCUUUCUCCACCACCACCGCACCACGCCUUUAGCUUUGGUUCUCCCCCCCACCUCCGCACCCACUUAACUCCUAAGCAAACCCUCCUCCCCCGCGGCUAUAAAUUGCGCCCCUCGUCCAAGCCCCAAUUCCCUUUUCUUCCUCCCCCUUCCCCCCUCCCCAGAGACUCGACUCGAUCGAUUGCUGGAUUGCAGGACAGCGCCACUCUGCUGCUGCUGUUGCUGUUGACCUCACCACCACUGCCCGGCUCCAACUUUCAAGUUUGAACCCUGCCUUGUCAUUCAUAGCCACCUACACCUUUAGUUCCCUGUGCCUUGGAGAUUCUGUCUCGUCUCUGAGUACCUCAUCAUACAACCUGCAGCAGCUAUAUAGUCUUUUCCAGGCAAAACUCUGCCGGAAUUCUUGACGAGAAACGUUGCUGUUCAGGCCGUCACUCUGCCGAAAUUUCCAGCCAGAAAAUCUCCUUGUUCAGGGCGUCACUCUGCCGAAAUUUCCAGUCGUACAAACUUACUUUCCAGGGUGAUACUCUGCUCAAAAAAAAUUUCACCAAGAAUUGUUUGCUUUGUGAGGGAGAAACUCUGUCCGAUUUCCCAGUAGAAAACCUUGUCUUUUGAGGGGAAACUCUGCCGAAAUUUUGCCAUAAACCAGCUGAUCUCCAACUCCGUACAUGCUCAUGUUUUUCUAUCCUCCGUGUUUAUGAUAACAUCCACCGUCCUCGUCCAGUCCUUCUCCGUCGUCUUCCUCUACUGGUUCUACGUCUUCUCAUAAUCAACCUGCAAACUCCAAUUAACCUGCGGCCGACUGUUAUUACUGUUGUUAUAAGAUUGAUCGGUUAGUUUAAGAAACAAGUAAAAUCAAGUGGUAAAGCUAGAGCUUUGUGUACGUUGUACUGUAAGAAGAGAUAGAAAUGGCUUCUCCCGGCAUCACGACGUCAUCGGCCGGGUCAGUAGGGGCGGCGACACCGGCGGUGGCGCUGACGGAGGAGAGGAAGCGGAAGCGCAAGGAGUCGAACCGGCUGUCGGCGCAGCGGUCGCGCGCGCGCAAGCAGAGGCAGGUGGACGACCUGGAGGCGCAGGUGGCCGCGAUGCGCGCACGGAACUGCGCCAUGGCCGCGGCCGCGAACGAGGCCGAGCGCCUGUGCGCGGCAGUCCAGGCCGAGAACGCGCUCCUCAGCGCCCGGGCGCUGGAGCUCUCGGCGCGGCUCGAGUCCCUCACCGACCUCAUCCAGUGCAUGGACGCCGUCAUGUACUCCAACAACAACACCAACAACAACAGCUACUACUACUAGAUCGUGCUAUAUGCCAUGGCAUCAUGUUAAUUAGUACCUCAUAUAAGCUCUCUAUGGCUAGCCGGCCGUUUAUGUUGAUGUGUAUCUAUGCCUGCUUGUGUUUUCUUAGCUAGCUAGUCUGUGUUAUUGGUGGGCAAAGGGCCAAGGAGGAGUUGUGCGUCGUGUGACUUUAUAGUGUGACAUGGACGUGAACAACAAUAUAUGUGUGGUUAACUUGGAUGCCCUUGUGGAACAAA